This is a messenger RNA of Menidia menidia (Atlantic silverside), 7166 nucleotides long. NCBI's taxonomy places the organism in Eukaryota, Metazoa, Chordata, Actinopteri, Atheriniformes, Atherinopsidae. The record is from the annotation of a GenBank genome assembly.
GACGACAAUCUUUACACAAGGAUACACAGAAAUAACUUAAAAUAUAUAAACAUUAGACAACCGAAGAAUGUUUUUUUGUGCAAAAAUGUUUUCGUUGUGUCACUUGUUCAUUUCGUUUCCUAUCGGAGACACUUCACUGUGACACCACCUUUUCUUGUCGUCAUUCAUCUUGGGUCAUCGAAGCAAGAGACGAGUGCGGACAGCGGUUUCAGAGACUCUUGCCAUGGAGCUGGCUCACAGUCUGCUGCUCAAUGAAGAUGCUUUGGCACAGAUCACCGAAGCAAAGAGGCCUGUCUUCAUCUUCGAAUGGCUCCGCUUCCUCGACAAAGUGCUUGUGGCAGCAAAUAAGGUGGAUGUGAAGGAGAAACAGAAGAAGCUAGUGGAACAGCUGACGGGGCUGAUCAGCAGUGCCCCAGGACCACCAACCAGAAAACUGUUAGCCAAAAACCUCGCCACUCUCUACAGCAUUGGUGACACCUUCACUGUUUUCCAGACUUUGGAUAAAUGCAACGACAUCAUUAAAAACAAGGAUGACACACCUGCAUACUUACCAACAAAACUUGCUGCUGUGGCAUGUGUUGGAGCUUUUUAUGAGAAAAUGGGCAGGAUGCUGGGGAGCUCCUUUCCAGACACCAUUAAUAAUCUUCUGAAGGCUUUGAAGAGUGCAGAGUCUCAAGGCAGAGGAGAGAUCCUUCUCAGUCUGCAGAAAGUACUGAAUGGAUUGGGGGGAGCUGCAGCUUCAUGCCAUAGAGAUAUCUACAAGAAUGCCCGCUCUCUGCUCACAGACAGAUCGAUGGCUGUACGCUGUUCAGUAGCAAAGUGCCUGUUGGAGCUGCAGAAUGAGGCCGUAUUCAUGUGGACCACAGAACUGGAGAACAUUGCCACUUUGUGUUUCAAAGCCUUGGAGGGUUCCAACUAUGGUGUUCGAGUGGCAGUGGCCAAACUGCUGGGGACGGUCAUGGCCACAGCUCUGAUGCCCAAACAAGCAGCUGUGAUGCGUCAGAAUGUGAAGCGAGCUACCCUGGAGGAGGUGCUGGAGCUGAUGGCUACGGGCUUUCUGCGUGGGGGCUCCGGCUUCCUGAAAAGUGGUGGCGAGAUGUUGAAGGGUGGAGGCUCUGUCAGCAGGGAGGUGCGAGUGGGCGUCACACAGGCGUAUGUUGUGUUUGUGACAACUCUUGGUGGCCAGUGGCUGGAGCGCAACUUCGCUACGUUCUUGUCCCACGUUUUGGACCUAGUGUCACACCCACGAGCCACGCAGACACAUGUCGAGGCCGUGUACUCACGCCGCUGUGUCUCCUUCAUGCUACGCGCCACCCUGGGUGGCUUGCUUGGAGAAAAAGCCCAAAUUGCUGCGGGGAAAGAAAUCUGCCAAGCCAUCAGCAAGCAAAUGAGGGCUGUGGGUAAGGAGGAUGGGGGGGAAAUAUCACGGUUCAGAGCAUUACAGAAGGCGGUUGUAAACGACAUCAGUGGUGAGAACAAGGCUGGGGCAGCUGACGUUUCUGCCAGUCAGCACGUUAUGGUGUGUGCCCUGAAAGAGCUGGGCAGUUUGGUUCAGAGCUUGAGUGCCACAGCUUCACCGCUCAUCCAGGAGCCUUCUAUUGGGCUUCUUGAAACCGUGUCUUCAGUGCUGCUGCACCCGAGCAUGGCGGCAAGAUUAGCAGCUGCGUGGUGCCUGCGUUGCGUUGCUGUGGCCCUGCCCUAUCAGCUGUCUCCCCUGCUGGACCGCUGCGCAGAGAGAAUCAACAACCUGAAGAGCUCACCUGAGGCUGUGAGCGGAUACAGCUUUGCAAUGGCAGCUCUACUGGGGGGUGUACACCAAUGUCCCCUUGGUAUCCCUCACUCUAAGGGCAAGCUGGUGGUCAGUAUAGCUGAAGAUCUCCUGCGUACAGCAGCUCAGAACAGUCGGCUGUCCCUGCAGCGCACACAAGCUGGUUGGCUGCUGCUGGGGGCGCUCAUGACUUUAGGUUCCUCACUUGUACGAUACCACCUCCCUAAAAUGCUGCUGCUUUGGAGGAACGUUUUUCCCCGCUCCCAAAAGGAGCUGGAGGCAGAAAAGGCCAGAGGAGACUCCUUCACUUGGCAGGUCACCCUGGAGGGUCGAGCCGGAGCUCUGUGCGCCAUGCGAAGCUUCGUGGCCCACUGUCCUGAGCUUUUGACAGAAGAUGUAAUCCGCAGGCUAAUGACUCCCAUUGAAUGUGCAAUGACCAUGAUGUCUCAUGUCCCUGCCAUAAUUAAGGCCCAUGGUGCUCAUUUGAAAGCAAGUGCGGCGAUGGUGAGGCUCAGGCUGUAUGACAUCUUGGCUCUCUUGCCUCCUAAGACUUAUGAAGGGAGCUUCAACGCCCUGCUGAGGGAGCUGGUGGCAGAGUUUACAUUGACUGACAACUCUGCCAACACCACCACCUCUCUGCUGCGCUCCCUGUGUCACUACGAUGACAGUGUGCUCAUGGGCUCCUGGCUGCAAGAAACCGACCACAAGUCCAUUGAGGAUCAACUGCAGCCCAACAGCGCGUCUGGCAGCGGAGCUCUGGAACACGAUCCUUCCUCGAUCUACCUGCGUGUGCCUGUUGGCGAGGCCAUCCCGGGGCCUCUGCCUUUGGGCGUGUCAGUAAUCGAUGCUUCAGUGGCGUUGUUCGGUGUGGUUUUCCCUCAUGUGUCAUUUAAACACAGGCUGCAGAUGCUCGACCACUUUGCAGAGUGCAUAAAGCAGGCUAAAGGCGUUCGACAGCAGGCCGUACAACUCAACAUCUUUACUGCAGUGCUCAGCGCCCUCAAGGGUUUGGCAGAGAAUAAGAGCACCCUGGGCCCAGAGGAGGUGCGCAAGUCAGCCCUGGCCCUGGUGAUGGGGGCUUUGGACAAUCCCAAUCCCAUCCUGCGCUGUGCUGCUGGAGAGGCCCUAGGCAGGAUGGCACAGGUUGUAGGAGAGGCAACCUUCAUUGCCAGAAUGGCACAGACCAGCUUUGACAAACUAAAAUCAGCCCGGGAUGUUGUUUCAAGGACCGGCCAUUCAUUGGCGCUUGGUUGUCUGCAUCGAUAUGUUGGAGGCAUUGGCUCUGGCCAGCACUUAAAGACCAGUGUCAGCAUCCUCUUGGCCCUUGCCCAAGAUGGGUCCUCUCACGAGGUUCAGACAUGGGCUCUGCACUCUUUGGCUCUGAUUGUGGAUUCCAGCGGUCCCAUGUACAGAGGCUAUGUGGAGCCCACGCUGUCCCUGGUUCUCACUCUGCUGCUCACUGUGCCACCUUCACACACAGAGGUUCACCAGUGUUUGGGCCGCUGCCUUGGAGCUCUCAUCACCACCGUGGGACCAGAAUUACAAGGAAAUGGAGCCACUAUUUCCACUAUCCGCUCCUCGUGCCUCGUCGGUUGUGCCAUAAUGCAGGACCACUCUGACUCCCUUGUCCAGGCAGCUGCCAUCUCAUGUCUACAGCAGCUGCAUAUGUUCGCCCCCCGACAUGUCAACCUGUCCAGCCUGGUGCCGUGUCUCUGUGUGCACUUGUGCAGCUCUCACCUGUUGCUGCGUCGAGCUGCAGUGGCCUGCUUACGACAGCUCGCCCAGAGAGAGGCUGCAGAGGUCUGCGAGUAUGCCAUGAGCCUGGCAAAGAGAGCAGGAGACAGCAAAGACAGCACUGCAAUCAAUCUAAACAUCACAGAAACUGGUCUGGAAGGUGUUUUGUUUGGGAUGCUGGACCGGGAGACGGACAGGAAGCUGUGUUCUGACAUCCAUGACACACUAGGUCACAUGCUGUCAUCUCUUGCUGUGGAGAAACUUUCUCAUUGGCUGAAACUAUGUAAGGACGUCCUUGCAGCAACUACAGAUGUUGGGGGCCCGGUUACAUUCCAGGUGGAAAAGGAUGAGGAAGACUCUGAGAAAAAAGACGAGAUAGAUGAUGACACCAUGUUCACAGGCCUGGGAGAUGAUGACAAAUCCAAGCCGUCUGUGGCUCCUCGCUGGGUCACUCGUGUGUUUGCCGCAGACUGCUUGUGCCGCAUCAUCCUACUGUGUGAGAAUGCAGACAAAGCGCACUUUGAUCUGGCUACCGCACGCUCUGCAAAGGCACAGAACCCCAAAGGAGAUCUAUUGGUACUCCAUUUAUCUGACCUCAUCCGAAUGGCUUUUAUGGCUGCCACAGACCACAGUAACCAGCUCAGGAUGGCUGGCCUGCAGGCACUGGAAGACAUCAUUAAAAAGUUUGCAUCCGUCCCAGAGCCCGAGUUCCCAGGACAUGUUAUCCUGGAACAAUACCAGGCCAAUGUUGGAGCUGCCCUUCGACCGGCAUUCUCACCUGACACACCCUCUGACAUCACAGCGAAAGCAUGCCAGGUGUGUAGUACGUGGAUCGGUAGUGGCGUAGUCAGUGACCUGAAUGACCUGAGACGGGUCCACAAUCUGCUGGUGUCCUCGCUGGACAAGGUGCAGGCUGGGAAAGGCUCGUCCAGCCAGCUGUACAGUGAAAGCGCCACCACCAUGGAGAAACUGGCUGUGCUGAAGGCGUGGGCUGAGGUUUAUGUGAUGGCAAUGAAGAUCAAGAAGGAGGCGGAGUCAAAGCCUGCCAAACCAGUUAGAAAUGGGGACGAAGACGAGGAAGAGGAGGACCUGGGAGCUGACGUGCUUCCUCCCGACAGUCUCAUCACCUUGGUGCAGCCAGAGCUGCCAUCGCUCAGCCGCCUCUGGCUGGCCAUGCUGCGGGAUUAUGCACUGCUCACUCUGCCAGCUGAAUUUUCCAGUCAGCUUCCACCUGAGGGCGGAGCCUUUUAUACCCCAGAGACGAUAGAUACAGCAAGACUCCACUACCGCAGCUCAUGGGCUCCAGUCCUGCAUGCAGUGGCCCUCUGGCUCAACAGCACUGGGUUUGGAGCAGGUGAAGAUCAAGAGGAGGUCUCUUCAGCCUUCUCCAAGCCGGCCAGCCUUCCACAGGGAGGCUUCUCCACAACAAAGACCUUUGAAGAGUCUGUCAAAGACAGGAUGCAUCUAAUGUUGGGUGUCAGUAUAGAGUUUCUUUGCUUCCCCCGACCAGAGGAACCCAUUGAGCAUGUGCUUUCUUGCCUUCAAGCCCUGUGUACUCUGCUUGACUCUCCAUGUGCAAAGACACAUAUUGCAGAAGAUCAGCUGCUGGCAGUGGAGCUCCUGAAUGUGCUCCACAGGCUGCUGUUGACCCGGGAUCCCCCGGCAGUCCAGCUCCAAGUCACUGCUGUAGUACAGGAGACCAUCAGGGCUGCACAGGAGCACCUUCAGCAAGAACGGACCAAGAAAGGCAAAGAGGAAGAAGGCGAAAAAGACUCGAAGGCCUGCCAGGGGGAAGGGGGAGACACGGGGGAGCUCGUCCCCGGCAAGUCACUAGUGUACGCAGCUAUGGAGCUGCUCGUGUUCAUCCUGGUUCGUCACCUACCACAGCUUAAUUCACGAGUGAAAGAGUCACCCAGCCACGCACCUCUCAAGCCUCAGAGAUUAUCCGAUGAAAGCGCACGCCUGGUGGCAAACACAGUUUCUAUCCUGGCAGAGCUGCCUUCGCUCUGUUCUCCCGCUGGAAGCAUGACUAUCCUACCCACUGUGCUGUUCCUGAUCACUGGGGUUCUGAGGGAAACUGCACUUAAGACGGGUGACAGCUCUGUGCCUGUUCCUGUAUCAGCUGCCCUGCAGGGCAUCAAGACCAUCAUCACCUCACCAAUGGCCCGCGAAGAGAGCAUUCAGACGCAGUGGACUGGCCUUGUGAGGAGCAGCUUGGCAUCUGUACUUGAGUACUCGCAGCCUGAUGAGUCCCGACCUGACAUGGAUGAGGUCAGUAUGCUGACAGCGAUCACGCUGUUCCUUCUGUCGGCCAGCACUGAACUCGUAGGUGUAGUCGUCCUGCAGAAGGGCUGCAUGGACCGCUUCAGAAACGGCCUCAACUCUAGCGACCCCUUGGUUCAGGCCCGUUGUUAUCAGCUGCUGCUCUCAGUGUUUCAACACUCCAGCCGUGCCCUCUCCACUCCUUACAUCCACGCCUUGGCGCCACUCAUGGUUGAGAAGCUGAAGGCGGUUGAGCGCAGUCGACCGGGAACUGCUGCAGAGCUGCAAGCUGUCCAGGAGGGCAUCAGGGUCCUGGAAAAUCUGGUCAGCAUGGGUGAAGAGAAAAACCGGGUUCAGCUGCUGGCUCUUCUAGUACCAACUCUGAUCUCUUAUCUUUUGGAUGAAAAUGCCAUCUCCUCUGCAUCCCAAAUCUCCAAAGGCCUACAUGAUUUUGCCCUUCAGAACUUAAUGCGGAUUGGCCCCCUCUAUCCAGCUGCCUUCAAGAUAGUAAUUGGUGCUGCACCUGAGCUUAAAACCCGUCUGGAAUCUGCUGUACGGGCCAACCAGGCCAGCAGCAAAGCCAAAGCUGCAGCCAGGCAAACUCAGCCAACUGUGCAAGCUGCACCAACCAUUAAACUAAAAACUAGCUUCUUCUGAAGGAAAAAAGGUGCAUUGUACAGUCUCAAAAUUUUGUUUUUUUGUUUUUCUGUCAACAGUGUACAACAUGUACUACAGUUGAUUAAAUGUAUUUAUUUAUGCUACAUCUCAUCAUUGGUUUUAAUAGAUAAGCUGUCUUAUUGAAGUCAAAAUGGUAAUUAUGUAAAUACCAUGAAAAAGACAUUGAAUGUUCACUUAAAAAACUUGAUUUAUAAUCUCAACAAGUUUGAUUUGGAGAAUGUAUCGAAUCCAGACUUUUUCAUAUUUCCCCAUGAUAUUCUCUCCCAAUGCUUCAAAAGCUGGUCUUAACUUGAUAGUCAUGCUGUCUGUAUAAAUUGCUACAACAAUUGUUUGUUUGUUGGAGCUGCCUGAUUUCAACAUGUAGACUUUUAAAUUCUUUUUUCAAAAAUGAUUUUGCUUUUAAAUAAUGUUUUCAACAUUCCCCCAUUAGCUGUUGAACAAAGACAAAACGAGAUUAGUCCUGAUAACAUAUUGAGCCAGCAAUGAGAUUAUAUUAAAACUAACAAAGUAAAUGCAUUUUUUUCCUGCUUGAUUUAGAGAUAAUAGACCAAUAAAUAGAUAGGGAAAAUAAAUACAUCUAAAGAUCAUAUCAUAUAUUGUUUUGUUUCUAAGUUUCCCCUUCUUUGUGUACUGCUAACAAUAUGUGACCAUCAAUUAUGCAGAUUUGUUUAAAUGUACAAUUUGACAUAGUCUUUUGAAUUGGAAUAAAUUUUCUUGGACCCCA